UUAAUCAUUUAUAAAUUAUAAUUAAUAUUAUGAGUUUUAAUAUAAAUGAUAUUCAAUGGUAAAAUGAAGAAUAUAAAGAUAAUUAUAUGAAAUAAGUAAUGGAUUUAAAAUAACUAGAAUCAGAUAGAUCACCAGUACCAGGCCAAGAUUCUAAAUAUGAAAUCGAAAAUUGGAUAGAUUUUAAUGUAAUUCAAGAAAAUAAAGUUAUAAAAUUAGCAACAUAUAAGUAAAGAGCUUAAAAUGAAAUAAAAGCAGUUUUAAUAAUAUUUCAUGGAUUAAAUUCUCAUAUAGGCUAAUCUUCUCAUAUAGCUGAAUUUUUGAGUAAAAAAGGAAUAGAAGUAGUAGGAUACGAUUUUAGAGGAUUUGGUAAAAGUGAAGGAAUUAGAGGCUAUUGUGAAUCAGUACAAUAACAUAUAGAAGAUGCAAAUAAGUUUGUCUCAUUAAUAGAAAAUAUUUAUUCUAAUAAAAAAAUAUUCAUUGCUGGAUAAAGUUGGGGAGGAUCUACUGUAUAUAAACUAUCACUAGACAAUCCAAAUAGAUUUUAAGGAGUAAUUUUAUAUGCUCCAGCAAUUAAGGAUAAUAAAUAUAACUCUCGUAUUGGAAAGUUUUUUGUUGGAAUAUUGGCUUCAAUAUAUCCUAAGCUUCAUACUUUACCUUAAAGAUUUGGAUUAUCAAAUAAAAAUUUAAAUGUCCCAGACGAACUAAUGAAAGAUCCUUAUGCUUAUAAUGGAAAUAUUAUUGUCGGAACAAUAAAACAUAUACUUAAUUUAUCAUCUUAAUUAGAAAAUACAUAUAAAGAUUAUAAGGCAAGAUUUUUAUGCUUGACCGCAGGAAAAGAUAAACUUGUUGAUCCAUUACUUGGAUUUUAAUUAAAUCAUGAAUCUCCUUCUGAAGAUAAAACUCAUAUUUUUUAUAAUAAUUGUUGGCAUAAUAUGUGGAAAGAAUAAGAAAUUUAUGAAAUGAAUUAAGUUGUAGCUGAUUGGAUAUUAAAAAGAAUAUGA
Ichthyophthirius multifiliis is the source of this 1001-nucleotide messenger RNA. RefSeq lists its product as hypothetical. The record is from RefSeq and is a predicted model, not a curated record. Gene Ontology annotation, molecular function: lipase activity. Gene Ontology annotation, cellular component: membrane. Lineage: Eukaryota; Ciliophora; Oligohymenophorea; Hymenostomatida. The transcript is spliced from 2 exons.